AAAGCAGUGCUACAGCCACAGCUCAUUUGCUGGUACUGCUGGAUUCCACGGGAUCAGAAUGUCCCAGCAAAAAUGCAUUGUGAUCUUUGCAUUGGUUUGCUGCUUUGCAAUUCUGGUUGCACUGAUAUUUUCGGCUGUGGAUAUUGUGGGAGAAGAUGAGGAUGGACUCUCAGAAAAGAACUGUCAAAAUAACUGUCGAGUUGCUCUUGUGGAAAAUAUUCCUGAAGGUAUAAACUAUUCAGAUAGUGCACCUUCUUAUUUGUCCCUUUUCCAAGGCUGGAUGAAUUUGCUUAAUAUGGCUAAAAAAUCUGUUGACAUAGUUUCUUCCCAGUGGGACCUCAGUCACAGUCAUCCAUCAGCCUGCCAGGGACAACAUCUUUUUGAAAAAUUGCAAGAUCUGUUGUCUCAAAAUGUUGAGAUCAAAUUAGUAAGUGAUAUUCUUCACAAGGAUUCCAAGUUAUUGAACGACUUGGGGAAAAAGGGUGCAGAAGUGAUGUAUAUAAAUUUGACUGCUUACAAUGAUGGACAUUUGCAGUCCUCAUUCUGGAUUGUGGACAAACAGCAUGUAUACCUUGGAAGUGCAAGUUUAGAGUGGAGUUCACUGGGACAGAUGAAAGAACUGGGUGUCAUCGUGUAUAAUUGCAGUUGUUUGGUGUUAGAUUUACAACGGACAUUUGCAUUGUACAGUUCUCUGAAAUCCAAGAGCAAAGUACCUCCCGUUUGGUCUAAGAGACUGUAUGCAGUUUAUGGCACUGAAAAUAAACUGAUCCUCAAAUUGAAUGAAACCAAAUCGCAAGUCUUUGUCUCGAAUUCUCCCAAGCUACUUUGCCCUAAAGACAGAGUUUUAGAUAUUGAUGCUAUCUAUAGUGUUAUUGAUGAUGCUCAACAGUUUGUUUAUAUUGCUGUUAUGGACUACUUGCCUAUCACCAAUGUCACAAAUGAGCCAAGGUACUGGCCAUACUUGGAUGGAAAGAUAAGAGAAGCACUGAUUUUGCGCAAUAUUAAAGUACGACUCCUCAUAAGUUUCUCAAAAGAAACAAAUCCACUCACAUUUAACUUUGUUUCAUCUCUUAAAGCAAUUUGCACUGAAGUUUCUGGCUGUAGUUUAAAAGUUAAAUUUUUUGAUCUAGAAGAAGAAAAUGCUUGUUUUUUAAAAGAACAGAAAAACUCUUCUGCUCUCAAGCUAAAUCGCAACAAGUAUGUGGUAACUGACAGAGCUGCUUAUAUUGGUAAUUUUGACUGGGUCGGAACCUAUUUUAAUCAGAAUGCUGGAGCUGGUCUUGUCAUCAACCAGGAUGGUGCAGGGAACAAAACCAGCAUAAUCAAGCAACUUAAAGCUGUUUUUGACAGGGAUUGGUAUUCUCAUUAUGCUAAAAGUUCAGCAACAAAAAUUCCGAACUGUUCCAGCUACAAACAAAACAGAAUAGCAACCAAUAAGACUGCCAUAGGCAAUGUAAACUGAAACCUCUUUUACUGUUCUGUACAACUAAUGGGAAAAUAGAAUGGGACUGAUACUGAUCCUCCCUUUCAUAUCUAUGGACUAUAGACUUUUUAAAAAAGCAAAAAAAUUUAUAGGAAAAAGCACACUUAUAUAAAUUGUUCUUUAAAUUAUAUUCUCUAUACUGUAUUAUUUACAAAUGUUAGAUUUGUUACUGCUGACACUGAAUGUCAUUUCUGUUUUAUUAUUGGUUUGAACGUAUCACAUUUAAAUUUAAAAGCAUGCUGAUUCUUCAGUUUUAAGGUUAUUCCUACCUCUUUUCUCUGAUUAACAUAAACCAAACAUAAACAAAGCAAGUUUUAUUACUGAAUAACAUUCUUAGAUCAGUUUAUAGUAAAGAGCAGAUUUUAUCCAAACAAAAAGUCACAGGUAUAAGCAAGCUAUUUAUAUAUAAACAAUCCCCAAUAUACAAUCAUCAGAACAGUUUUAAGUGUGCAUUUACCGCAAUAUGCCUGGUCCAAAUGUAUUUUAAUCAUUCAUUAUUUUCUUGUCCUGCUCAAGCCAUAAAGCAAAAGGCAUAACUGAAUCAAACUUAGCUUUUAUGCCUAUGAUACACUAGCCUGAUUAACUUUGAUUUUGCAUAUUUCAUUAAGAAUAUCUUGCUUUCUGCACUGUAAGAUUUUCCAAAUAUUUCAUUUCUUUUUACUUGGGUCAACAAUAGCUUGUAUGUAACUUGAUUGUCCUCAAAAGUAACAUACAGGCAAUUUGAGGAAAUGCUCAUUAUUACAAAACACUAAAAAGGUCAAAUUGUUUCUGUAGAAUUGACCAUAAGGUUUGUUCCACCAAUGUUAUUUAUUCAUGGUGUUAAUGAAAUAGACCCAUGCAAGGAGGUUUCCACAGGGCUUAACAGAGCUUCUUUUCUGACCUCGCCCUUUCCCUACACAGGCAGCACAACAGAAACAUUAGAGAAUCGAGCACUUGUGCAUGUCUCCCAUUGCCCUUGAAAUAUAAGCAAUUUGCAAGGCAUGAGACAGAGGGCUUGAUGGGGAUAUAGGAAGCAUACACAGCUUCCUCUAAUGUGCCCUUGGGAUGCCUGUGCAUGUGGCCACGGGCAAACAUAGGUGGCUGGAAGAGCAAGCAGGGCUCUGGUGAGCCCUUUCAGAACCCUCUCCAGGUAGGUGCUGCAUGCUUGGUGCAAAUGGAUAUGCCCAUGAUGUUUAGAUACAUAACUGAAAGGUCACCUUCUUCAAAGCUUUUAAUGGGAUAUUGUAAAAGUCCUUUGGUACACUAAGAUGAUUUUGUCUACCACUGUUGCAGGGACACCAGAUUAUACUGGCAGAACAGGGCUCCAGGCUCAUCCAUAAAAGCAGUGACUCCAUUGUGAGGUGUUCCAUUGUUUAAGUUCUUUUCUGUUUACUUGGAAACAGAUCCUAUUGAUUUUAGCUAAGCUUUCUUUCAAUUAAGUGUUUGUAAGCUCACAUGUUUAAGCACCAUAGUUGUUUAGUUUAAUUAUUUCUCUUACCAUUUCUGCAACCACAAUACAUUAAUUCUAUAUUUCUCCUUAAACAACAACAGAUUUCUUUCCUAAAAUCAAUGCUGAAGAUACCAUCCGUAAGUAAUGGGUUUUGAACAUGUCAGAAUUUGACUAGUCGAAUUUCUGAUUCUGCUCUUAAGAAUCUGAUUUAAUUUUGCAAUGAUUAUUAGUUCACUGAAUUUUAUAUGCCACCCUCUUCCCUCUUGUGAGGAACCUAACAAACUUUCAGAUCCCCAUUGUGUGGGUAAGGUGGAAAAUAACAAAAAUUAUAAGCAAUAAACAAUAUUUAUCCAGUACUGAAAUAAUUCACAGUGUAGAUGCAGGCCUGUGAUAAUUUUAAAAUAAUUUCUCAACAGAUUCCCACUGCAAGUACAGGACCAAACUAACCUAUCGGUUUGCUUGUUUAUAGCAGGGUACAGAAACUGUCCUGUGGGUCCAGACUGCCUUGUGGGAUACCCCAACCCAACCCACACAGCCCCUUGGGUUCCUUCAGGAGCCUCCCCCUGCACUUAUUUCUGAACUGAGAUUGAAGGGAAAAAUGGGAUACCUCCACCCUGAGCACCUUGGGGAGGAGGUGUGGUGGGACUCACCCAUGUCAGAAAUGGCCGCUCUCCUACACAUAGGAGAACCCUCUUCUGCUUAGUCCUUUGUAGCAUUUGAUCCCAUCCUUUGGUGAAGAGUCUCCGAGAGCCCCUUGCAAGGAGAAGGAAAAAAGAAAGCCACUGCUGUAAGAGUUCCACCAAGUGGCAGAGGGCCAGGGAACACACAGCCCCCUUUUGCUGCGGUUCUGGGACAAUGUUGCAUGACUGUGCCCUGAUGCUGGUCCAACAUGUGCUUCAAUAUCCACUGAGGUUGAUGUGAUUGUUGGAACGGUUGUGACGGCUCUUAAGCGCUCCAGGCAGGAUCCAUCAGCAGGUCUGAAGAGUCCUAGGCAACCAUUUAUUUUACAUCUUUUUCAGAAAACAAAAUUGUUUUCUUGAACUUCAAACAAAAUUGUAGGUUUAAGAAAAGGGAAUUAAUAUUUUUGAAUAGAUUUAAAAAGAAUGAUUUUCAAAAGUCCAGACAUUUGUAUUUUCUAUCUAUAAUUUUAAAGCUAUCCUUUGGUUUUGAUUUUUUUAAAACAAAACUUUUAAUGUCUCUUCAAAAGAAAGGCUGAAAAGCAUUUAAAGAAUCAAUAUACAAUUAUGUUUCUUAAAGGCAAUGAAGAAUCCUUCAAGGCCUUCAGCUGCAAUAAAAAAUUGCUUUUGUUCUAGCCCAGUAAAAUGUGUUGAGCCAGGGAAAAGAACAUGCUUCUGAUGGGGAGCACAGACUGCUGGGUUAGCUGAAUGUCACAAAAAGAAAUGUGGCAGCAACACAGAAUUGUUACAGCAAUUCUGCAAGCAGAUGUACUAAGCAAAUGCAAAAACUAUCAAAUCUAACAGCAAUCCUGUUCAUAUCUAAUCAGAUGUAAACCCUCUUAUGGUCAUUGGAGAUUACUCCCACGUACUUUUGUUCAAAAUUGUACUGUGCAUGUUUCUUCUAUAACUGAUUUCCUUCCAUAACAAAGGGCCAGUUUGGAUGUCACAAUGAAUAACAAGCCAUGGUUUAUGACUGUGGGCUGUUUGGGGAGAAACAAGCCAAAAUUUCUAAUUCAUAUGAUAUAAUAAACAAACAAGGGAUGGGGAGCCAAUGGUUUGUUGCCUGCCCUAAACUUGAGUCAUUGACUCAAUCUUAAUAAUGCGGUUUCUCCAAAGCUUAUGUGUCAUCUAAACCAAGCCAUCUUGGCAAUUAUUUUAGUUUAAAAUAUUUAAGUAACAGCUGGUCUAAAAGUAGAUUUUUAAGCAAUAGCUGCAGAAUCGCUUUGAGUCAAUAAAGCCUGUGAUUCUGAGCUACUAAUAUAAAAGAUUUCUGUAAAUAAGGGCAGGCUUCAACAACAGUCUUUCAAAAGAAUUUUAAAAGAAACAGAAAACAAUGGUCUUUCUUAUCAGGGAUGCUACAAAUGCCUUUUUGUCUCUGAUGUGACAAAAACUCUGACAAAUACCAAUAGUUGCUUAUUACAUUUUUACUUGACCCUUCCUAUAGGGUACUCAGGCAGACACACACCCCCCCUUACACAUACACACACAGUUUUAUGCUAAGAGACAAUGCGUAGCCCAGGGUCACCCAACGGCAUUCAUAACUGAGCAGGAACUGAAACCUGAGUCACACUGGUUCUAAUUCUCCACUACACCAGUAUUCCCUAACCCCAAUUUUUUGGAUGGAAGCUCCCAUCAUUCCUAACCAGUGGCCAUGCUGAUUGGGACUGACAGUAGCUAAAGUCCAGAGGACACCAUGUUGGGGAAAACUGUCCCAUACAAUACUGGCUUCCAGAUCAUGUAUGUGAAUAUCGAUUAACUUAUCAACAGUGGGCUUCUUCCUCAGUUGAUCAACUAACACCCUAAGCUUUCCCCUUGAAAGUAUGGUCACUCUUGCCAGGUACAGCUGUAACAUUUCAAAGCAUGGAAUAGCAUGAGGCAUUGACCUAAUGUAGCAUUAACUGUUAAGAAAAUCAGAGCCUACACAUUGGAACAUCAAUGACCAGUUACCGUUACUAUAACUGCAUUCUUUAUAGAGAAGAAAAAAAGCAGCAUUGUAUUUCAUCGAAUAAUAAAAUAUUUCACUUUUCCUUUAUAAUGGCAGCUAGUUAUACUUUUUCUGUUAUACCACCUGGAUGAUUUGGGAGCACCUCCUGAGGAGUAAGCACCAUUGAAUGCUGUGGAACAUACUUUGGAGUAAACAGACAUAGAAUUGCAGUGUUUGAUGCAGUUGUUUUAGCUGCUCCUGGCCAGGCAAUUUUUUUUUUUCCGAUUUAUAUCCUGCCUUUUUCCUACAAAGGGCUCAAGGCAGCUUACAUCAUUCUCCUCCUGCAUCUUAUCCCCACAACAACAUCCCUGUGAGGUAGGUUGGGCUGAGAGUCUGUGACUGGCCCAAAGUCACCCAGUUGGCUCCAUGGCCAAGCGGGGACUAGAACCCAGGUCGUCUGAGUCCCAGUCCCAUGCUCUUAACCACUACACCACACUGGCUCUCCAGUUCAGUGUGGCAACAGUUUUUAGGUUUGCCAUGUGGUAUGUACAUCUUCAAUAGCAUUCUAAAUAGCUUGUUUAGUAAGGAGAAGAAAUAAGAUUCAGCAGGUUUGCACUUGGUUAGCAACCCAUCCUGGAAAAGAGCCACUGUGCGUUGGUUGUUGUGCAGGCAGCCUGCAUGCACACAACAAACGACUGGGCUCACUGUAGGGUCUUCUUCCUCUCCUUACCUCUUGGCCCUCCAGGCAAAAUCCCAGAGGAUUUGGUGGCUGAAGCCUCCUUGUCUCCUCUGCCUGCUAUAAGCAUGAGCCCUUUCUGGCUCACCGUGGCUUUUCUCCCCUCUAGCUUUAUUUUUCCAGGGGUCAUGAACAACAGUAUCCAAACUGAGAGCCGGUGACAGCCCUUUCAGAGUGCCCACGCAGCUCAUUGAAGGGGCUGCCCCUGGAUGCCCAUCUUCCCUUUGUUGGCUUGCACCAUUUUCACCAUUGCACUCCAAAUGUGCACACUUUUUCAUAAUGUUCAGAUUAUUGUCAUUAUUUUAGUCAGGCUGCACAACUGUGGAGCUGCACCAUUCUGUGGCUCCAAAAUGGGAAGCCUUGCCUGGGCAGUGUCCUGGGGGGCACCUUCUGUCAAAGGGCUGCAAGGAUCAACCCUGGCUGUUGACCCAGAGAGGCUCCAAAGAGGUUUGUUUUUUACUUUGCUUCCCCCGAAAGCCGUGGAAAGGUGUGCUGUCGAGUCAAAGCAAAGCUGAUAGAGAUCUUUGCUCACAAAGGGGGUACGUGCCUUUUCCCCCACUUUGCAGCAACUUCAGAAGUUAACGAGGGAAGUGAAAAUAUAAUUUUCAAGGCAACUUGUAAAGUAACUUAAGAGUACAUGCUAUAAACAGAACUGGCUCACACUUAGUUUUCUAGCAUAUAUACUAGCUGCAUGAUAUGCCUUUAGAAUACUGCAAGAUUUUGCAUUUAUUAUCAUGCAGGCAGAAUACCAACAAUGCACUUUAACCAAAGCCUUCUAACUGCUGCAGAUAAUUCUGUCAUAUUGCAAAACUGAUUUUUGAAAAAUCAGCUUUUUUCAAAUAUAGGCUACUGCUUGCUAUAAAUGUUAAAUAGUGCCUUUUUCUAUACAUUUUAUUUUACAUGUUAUAUUCUGUAUUGGGAUUUUCUAAGCAUUAUAUCAUUAACUAACUAAAAAUGAAAAGAAUUGUCUAUUGAGGAUAGACUCAUCUUCUUCAAUAUACAAGACUAGAUUCACACACUAUUUUCAAAGAAAACUGACAAAAGUGAAAACAGAAAAAUUUGAAGUCCAAACUUUUUUACAGAUUGACAGUUGUUCUUUCAGCCCAAUUCCAAAUCCAGGUAUGUGCAAUCCGAGGUCAAGAAAGCUCUUUUUCUAGAUGUAAAUGUAACCAAUAUUAUAAUAAUUUCAUGGCAGUUUGUUCUAAGUUCUUAUUUUUAUGAAGUAUGAAUUUGAGUUUACUUUGUGACAAGGAUUACAGAAGCCAAAAUUGCUUGCACUUCUGAAUCUUUACUAAAAAUAAAAUAUCAGAUGUACUGAUAUAAGGAUCUUUCCUGUAGGCAGAUAUGCAUUGCUCAGCAUUUGCUGCAGGAGAAUAGAGAACUGUCAGUGAGACCCAUGUAUCAGGAUAGAUCAUGAAUACUCUCUUUCUUCAUAUGCCUCUAGAAUGUGGUCAAAUGCUCUAUUUUCUUUCUCCUAAUUAAAUAGUGCUUCCUACUGCA
This is a messenger RNA of Varanus komodoensis (Komodo dragon), 7749 nucleotides long. RefSeq names its product phospholipase D family member 5 (gene PLD5). The record is from RefSeq and is a predicted model, not a curated record. Gene Ontology annotation, molecular function: catalytic activity. NCBI's taxonomy places the organism in Eukaryota, Metazoa, Chordata, Lepidosauria, Squamata, Varanidae.